Messenger RNA from Mangifera indica (mango), 2950 nucleotides. Its product is annotated as pentatricopeptide repeat-containing protein At5g27110-like. Lineage: Eukaryota; Viridiplantae; Streptophyta; Magnoliopsida; Sapindales; Anacardiaceae. Gene Ontology annotation, cellular component: intracellular membrane-bounded organelle. The record is from RefSeq and is a predicted model, not a curated record. Gene Ontology annotation, molecular function: protein binding; RNA binding. Gene Ontology annotation, biological process: RNA modification. The transcript has a single exon. Bases 374 to 2455 code for a protein of 693 amino acids.
AUAACUCACCCUCAAAACUAGCUUGCAAGAAAAAAGUGACCAAAAAUUAAUAAACCACCCACUAAUGUCAUAGAUAUAAGCAUGAGAUCCAAACAUAAUACACUACAUAAUGAUGAUAAUUCUAGAAGAAUUAACAUUUAUUCUCAAGGUCCCAUCAGUUACUAUAACAAAUUGUAAAUUAUAGGAUGAACUAACUAGAAAAAUGGGGGGUCAGGUAACAGAUUAGAUGGAUUAAGAAAGUUUCACACCUUAGAAGCGGCACUAUACGGGGUCAAGUUAACCCAUGCACAGAUUCAAUUCCAAACUUUCAAGUUAAUCCAUCAGUCUCCUGUCAAAUAAGACUUCGCCACUGUACCUAAAUUCUUGAUUUUGAAUGGACACAACAAAGCUAUUAUCUCUGUUAAGAACAAGCAUUAGCUCUAAGUCACUGUUUAAGGGCAAACUAAUCCACCAAAAAGUAGUCACUCUAGGCCUCCAAAACAACAUUGCCUUGUGCAAAAACCUCAUCAACUUGUAUUUCUCAUGCCACUAUUAUCACUAUGCUAAGCUUAUUUUCAACACCUUGGAGGACUCAUUAGACCUUUCUUUAUGGAACGGCAUCAUGGCUGCUUACGCCAAAAACUAUAUGUUCACCGAAGCCCUUGAGAUUUUUGAUAGGUUAGUGCUGCACGCAUUUUUAAAACCCGAUAAUUACACUUACCCUAGUGUGUUAAAGGCUUGUGGUGGAUUAGGGAGAGUUCAAUAUGGAAAUAUGCUUCAUACCCAGUUAAUAAAAACUGGGUUUGUAUUAGAUGUUGUUGUUUCUAGCUCUCUAGUAGGGAUGUAUGCAAAGUGCAACAAGCUCAAUUAUGCCAUUAAAGUGUUUGAUAAAAUGUCUGAGAGAGAUGUUGCGAGUUGGAAUACUGUUAUUUCUUGUUAUUACCAAGAGGGUCAAGCUGAGAAAGCGUUGGAGUUGUUUGGGAAGAUGAGGGAUUCUGGUUUUGAGCCCAAUUCAGUGACGUUAACGACGGUUAUUUCAUCUUGUUCAAGGCUUUUUGAUUUGGAAAGAGGAAAGGAGAUUCAUGAGAAAUUUAUGAAAGAUGGGAUUGUGUUUGAUAGUUAUGUUGGUUCUGCUCUUGUGGACAUGUAUGGAAAAUGUGGUUGUUUGGAGAUGGCUAGAGACGUUUUUGAGCAAAUUCCAGUGAAAAGUGUAGUCACUUGGAAUGCGAUGAUUGCAGGAUAUGGAGCAAAAGGAGAUAGCAAAUCAUGCAUUCAGCUUUUUAGGAGGAUGAAUGAGGAAGGAGUUAAGCCUACUCUUACCACAUUAAGUUGCAUUUUAAUGUCUUGUUCAAGAUCAGCCAAACUUGAACAUGGUAAAUUCAUGCACGGUUAUUUAAUAAGAAACAAAGUAAAAGCCGACAUCUUCAUUAAUGGUUCGCUUAUUGAUCUCUACUUUAAAUGUGGACAUGUUAGCGCAGCUGAAAAUGUGUUUGAUAGGAUGAGCAAGACAAAUGUAGUAUCCUGGAAUGUUAUGAUUUCAGGAUAUGUGACAGUUGGUGAUUAUUUUAAAUCACUUGCAAUCUAUGGCAAAAUGAAAGAAAGUGGUGUAAACCCAGAUGCUGUAACAUUCACUAGUGUUUUAGCAUCUUGUUCACAGCUAGCGGCCUUGGAAAAGGGAAAAGAAAUCCACAAGUGUAUUGUUGAGAGUGAACUAGAAACAAAUGAAAUAGUCAUGGGGGCUCUCCUCAACAUGUAUGCUAAAUGCGGUGCAGUGGAUGAAGCGUUGAAUGUUUUUAAUCAAUUACCUGAGAGGGAUCUUGUGUCAUGGACUUCUAUGAUCACUGCAUAUGGAUCUCACGGUCAAGCUGCCAAGGCUUUGAAGCUUUUUGAUGAAAUGCGGAAAUCCAACACAAAACCAGACAGUGUCACUUUCCUUGCAAUUUUAUCAGCUUGUAGCCAUGCUGGACUGGUUGAUGAAGGCUGUCAUUACUUCAGUCAAAUGACAUUUGAGUAUAAUCUUAAGCCCAAAAUUGAACACUACUUGUGUUUGAUUGAUCUUCUUGGACGUGCUGGAAGAUUGCAUGAAGCUUAUGAUAUUCUACGGAGCACCACUGAAAUUGAGGAUGUAGGGCUGUUAAGCACACUAUUUUCUGCAUGUUGUCUGCACCGCAAUACAGAAUUGGGAGAGAAAAUUGCAAAAUUACUCAUUGAGAAGGAUCCUGAUGAUCCAUCAACUUAUAUUGUUUUAUCAAACAUGUAUGCGUCCAUCAAGAAAUGGGAUGAAGUACGCAAAUUAAGAUUAAAGAUGAAAGAGCGUAGGUUGAAGAAGAACCCGGGCUGUAGCUGGAUUGAGAUUGGGGAAAUGAUCCAGCCUUUCUAUGUAGAAGAUAAGAUGCAUCCACAAGCAGAGAUGGUAUAUGAAUGUCUCGCAAUUCUAUCAAGUCACAUGGAAAAAGAAGAGUUGCAGCCAUCUUAGAACUUAACUAGAAAAUGUACUAUAAAUCAGCACAAUGUGGUUUUCAAAUAGGAAAAGGCUCCUCUAGCAAGAUGGUUGAAAUGAAAGUUGUAUCGAUCAUUCUUCAGGAACAACUUAAAGAGGGGCAAGCACAGGAAUGCAUAAACUCUUGGAGCAUUUGUUCUACCAUUAAUGUUCUACAAGGAAAGCAUUAUAAAUCAGACCAUCAGAGUAUCAGUCAGAAUGUUUUGAGUCAUCCCCCCAUUCAAUUGAAGAAAGCUGGAAAUAAUGCCCACUAAAAGUCAGACAAGGGAAUGCUUUCCCCAACCAAACCAGCAAAGGAAGGGAGAUGCAGAGCUGGAAGAAAAACGCUUUCAUAGAUGGAAAUUUUAUGGUAUCUGAAAACUAGGAAUCCUGGAAAACGCGAACUUAAAAAAUAUUGAUGACUGUGAAAGUUUUUUUGUUGUACAGCAACCUUUGUAAAGCUGCAAAAUGAAACAUCAAUCUUUGGAAGUA